AUGAGAAUCAACUAUACAUGGACCCUGCUUGUGUACGCAUUGGCGGUCCACGCAGCCGACAGCGCAGGAAUCCUGCGCAGACACAUCGCACCAAUAUUUCCCCUGCGCCCUAAUGUCGCCCCGCUGAGCCGCGGUGCGAUUGCACUGGCCGUCACGCGCGAGCUCGCGCUCAGCGGACCCCGUGUGUUUGAGGAUAAAUCAAGGAUAAAACAUCGCCAAAUCGCUUCACAGAACACCGAUCUUGACGCAGCAAUUGCCUUCUACGCCAAGCAGCACGACAGAAUACUCAGGGAGCUGCUGCUGCCGGCGCUGAAGGAUGUGUCUACGAAGGGAACGGAGAUUCCAAACAGCCAGCCCAUGCCUAAGGAACUAGAAUGGGAUAUCGCAGUGAGCACGGAAGCAGAACCGCUGCAGUGUGCGGUCCUAGCUGACGUGCCUCCGGGGACGGUCCUCGUGCGACCACGUACGGAUCAAGAUGACGCAACCCCGUCUGACUAUGUGUCCAUCGAGGCACUCAACGGACUCCUUCGCUUACAGCCAUCUAACCUCACCACGCUGUUCCCGAACGCCACCGUGUCAGAUGUCGAGAAACUAUACGCGCAUGCGUCCCUAGCGGUACGCCUUCAUGUAAAAUCACAUGACUAUUCAGACGACGUUUCUGGCGUAUCUGAGCUACAACUGGAAGCUCAGGCGGAUUGUUACCGCGUUGCUGGUCACCGCCGCAGCGGCGGGAGUGCGGCACGUCGUGUUCGAUAUCGUGCUUGCACUGCUGAGGGCGAGACUGGUGUGGCAGCCGAACGUGUACGGUCUGUGGAGCAGGCUGUACCACACGCCUGCGCCACUGAUGCUCAUGACGGCUAA
Messenger RNA from Babesia ovata, 861 nucleotides. Its product is annotated as signal peptide-containing protein, putative. The coding region runs from base 1 to 861 and encodes 286 amino acids. The record is from RefSeq and is a predicted model, not a curated record. The transcript has 2 exons. NCBI's taxonomy places the organism in Eukaryota, Apicomplexa, Aconoidasida, Piroplasmida, Babesiidae.